AUGCGCAGCAAUCACUUGGACCCGACGCGAUACGUUGACGCGCAAGCCUUCGAGAAGUACCAGCACUACAAGGGCCAGGAGCUCGUGGUAUCCGAAUGCAUCGUCGGCUCUCCCUCUGAAGUGUUUGACGCAUGGUUGGAGCAAGUUUGGCUGGCGGGGGCCACGGAGCUGCACGAGGACAGCACUCACCGGCCUGUAGUGAAGCCUAGCAUAGUCGUCACAGCUGAGAGCUUCAUAAUACACUCAGGAGCUACGUCAACAACGAAGCACUCAAGGUUAGCACAUAUGAUAGAUGAUCCAGAUCUACGAUGGGCCAUUAACAUAAAGUCUUCUGAAGGGUAUCCAGCGAUGGAAGAAGUCAAUCAGGAAGAAGAUGCACCACCGACCCUGAAAAUGAAGGCCUCCAAUGCCGCCUGGCAAGUCCUUGAGCGACUCGUUCCAACAAAUUCGACGCUCAGAGAGACCGAAAGACCUCCGCAGCUGGAUAUCGAUGAGAACGAACUCAGGAACUCCUGGCGACGAGAUGAACUGACGACGUAUAUUACAGCUCGAGUUGCGCGAGUCUAUUUCGUGCCGGGUGUGGACGCUCUCUUCAAAAUUAUCGCUGCAAAGGUGGAGGCAAUCCUGAAAGCCGAAGUCCUGAUAAACGCUGUGACUGAUCCAGCGGUGACUAGUAACCUCGAUCAAGCGUUUUUUAGCAGCCCCUACUCAGGAGACGCCGACGUGAGAUUCUUUCGCUAUUUGAUGCGGUGCUGUAAGCUCUACAGCGAGAAUCCUGCAGCCUACACUGCCCCCUACGUGACGAUCAUGCAGAGCUCUGGCUUCGGAAAGAGUAGAAUUCUGUACGAGGUUGCGAAAAAGAUCGCUGACCCAAAUACGAACCUGCCAGAAAGUGAAUUAUUCGAUUGUCGGUUGCUUGCAGUGGCGUACGCGUGCUCUAACUGGGAGGCUGCAAAGACUGAAUGGAUUGGGCUUUUCGGUAUGAAUCCUAUGAACGACUCACCUGUGUCAUGUGAAAGAAUCGAUGAGGCGUUGGGCACGGCACUGGCAACUUUUAUGGCAUCCGACUCCACCACCGACUCCCCAACUCGUAAGAAGUCUCUGCUCCACUACGUCAACUUUACGUACGAUGCACACAUCAGUGGCUAUGUGACGGAGCCCGUGCUGACUUUCGGGGCAACGCACCUGUGGUACGAGAUUGACCCAUUGCCGCUGGAGAAAUACGUACUUCCCCAAUUCUUGAAGCUAUUGUUGCAGGGUCUAAUCGACGUCGGAAGUGUGGGCGAAGUGGUGGCGCGAAUUAUUUUGCUGCUAGCUAUGGAUGCGACCAGCAUGGGCCGUCGUGCAGCCGGGGUAUUUCCACGCAAUCAGAAGGCGGCCGAUUUGAUCAUCCCGAUCUUCAGCUACCCAUCAAACAUGGACUCCGAUGCUAGGAUUUCCUUCAUCUUAAUUCAAGUUAAGAACAAGAGUGGCGCGGACAGAAUGUAUCCCCAAUCAGCACUCAACAACCUGACUCCUGCCAAUCUUUUUCAAAAGAACGAGAUCAAUCGGGACACACACGAGUUAUCCAAGUUCCCGGCACGCGAUAUAAUCCGAAUUUUCAUGAGCCUUCGGGAGAGCAAUCGGGACAAACCAGCCCAGUCGUAUCUUGUUGAUACGGAAGGGACCCAAGGCUCGUACUCGCUGUGUCUUCGAGCUACUGGAUAG
Molecule: messenger RNA, 1707 nt
Organism: Phytophthora infestans T30-4
Lineage: Eukaryota; Oomycota; Peronosporomycetes; Peronosporales; Peronosporaceae
Exons: 6
Coding region: 1-1707 (568 amino acids)
Source: RefSeq, a predicted model, not a curated record